Aspergillus mulundensis is the source of this 1536-nucleotide messenger RNA. Its product is annotated as 25S rRNA (adenine645-N1)-methyltransferase. The transcript has a single exon. The record is from RefSeq and is a predicted model, not a curated record. Gene Ontology annotation, biological process: ribosomal large subunit biogenesis; rRNA methylation. Gene Ontology annotation, cellular component: nucleolus. NCBI's taxonomy places the organism in Eukaryota, Fungi, Ascomycota, Eurotiomycetes, Eurotiales, Aspergillaceae. Gene Ontology annotation, molecular function: rRNA (adenine) methyltransferase activity. The coding region runs from base 1 to 1536 and encodes 511 amino acids.
AUGUUCGCGGUCCCCGGCUGGUCUGUUUCGGCCUCUGCGCUCAAACAGCAGAGUGAGCAGCAGCCCCAGAACCAAGCCAACCAGUCCCAGAAGCCGAACGCAGAUGACACUGCAAAGUCAAACAAGCGCAAGCGAGAUGACAAUGUCACCAAGAAAAAUGUCGAUUUGAUGUAUCGCCGACACAUCGAAGGAUCAAAGGGCCAGUCGAAGCCCGCAAAGCCCAACUCCGCGCCGCCCAAGCCGGAGAAAAAGCCCUGGGAGCGCAAGAGGGAAGAGAAGAACGGUGCCGCCAAGCAAACUCAGGGUCAGGAUACAAAAGAGGACGAGGCACCAGAAGCUGUAGUCGAUGGUGCAGCUGAAGAGAGCAAGAGUUCGAAGAGGAGAAGAAAGAACAAGAAUAAGAACAAAGGAUCGCAAGGCCAGGACGGAGAAGAAACCCAAGCAACUUCCACUGAAGCCGCCGCUACUGAGACAGCGCCAGCCGCACCUCCUCCCACGACAGCUACCCUGACCCCUCUCCAGCAGGCUAUGCGGCAGAAGCUGAUCUCAUCCCGUUUCCGUCACCUUAACGAAACUCUGUAUACAACCCCGUCAACCAAAGCCCUUGAGCUCUUCACCGCGAACCCCGAACUCUUCGAAGAAUACCACGCCGGAUUUUCCCGCCAGGUCAAGGAGUCCUGGCCUUCCAACCCCGUCGACGGCUACAUCAGCGCCAUCCGCACAAGAGGAGCCAUCGCCGCACCAAAGAAGGGCAACAAGCCGGACCAAAAAGCCCGGGGCCUGCCAUUACCACGACGACCGAACGGCGCAUGCACCAUUGUCGACCUUGGCUGUGGUGACGCUAAACUCCACAGCACUCUCCUCCCCUCCGCCAAGAAGCUGAACCUGAAGCUCCACAGCUUCGACCUCCACGCUCCCAAAGACUCCCCCAUUACCAAAGCCGAUAUCUCCAACCUUCCCCUGGAAGACGGCUCCGCCGACAUCGCAAUCUUCUGCUUGAGUCUGAUGGGCACAAACUGGGUGUCCUUCGUCGAAGAAGCAUGGCGCGUGCUCCGCGGCGACGGCAAGGGCGAAUGCUGGGUCAGCGAAGUGAAAAGCCGCUUCGGCAAAGUGCAGCGCAAGAAAGCCCAAAUCGGCGCGAAGCGAACCCUCACGAAGGCCGAGAAGAAGAAGCUCAAGAAGAAGAAGGGCGGCGACGACGACGCCGGAUCGGACGUUGACGAGGCGGAUAUCUUUGCCGAGGACGCCCGUCCCUCACAGGACGACGAGACUGAUAUCUCUGCCUUCGUCGACGUCUUCAGGACCCGCGGGUUUGUGCUCAAGUCUGAGACUGUGGAUAAGUCGAACAAGAUGUUUGUGAAACUUGAGUUUGUCAAGGCGGGCGGUGCGCCAACGAAGGGUAAACAUGCCUCUACCACUGGGGCUCCCGCUGCUGGGAAGAAGAGGUUUAUUGAAAAACCAGUUUCUGCGGAUAAUGGUUUGUCGCCGGAGGAUGAGGCGGGUGUGCUGAAGCCCUGUGUUUAUAAGAUUCGGUAA